Cotesia congregata is the source of this 318-nucleotide messenger RNA. Lineage: Eukaryota; Metazoa; Arthropoda; Insecta; Hymenoptera; Braconidae. The record is from the annotation of a GenBank genome assembly.
AUGGUGCGCAGAAAAUCCAGCCCUACAAGAUCAAGACCAGCCUCGGGAUCAAAAGGUGGACAAAAAACUGGCAGAGCUAAUGUUGCUGGAAGAAACAAUCGAGUAAAAUCUGGAGUAAUAGCACUUCAAGAAAUAAGAUUUUUACGAAAAACAACAAAAUUAAUAAUACCUAAACUCCCAUUUUCAAGGCUUGUUCGUGAAAUAAUGCAUGAACUUUUUCCAAGAUCAGAAAUUUUCAGCAAAAGGAUAACAUUAAUGCAGCGUGAUAUGAUACUUAUGCGAAGACUUCGAGGACGUGACGACGUUAUCAAUAGAUAA